This is a messenger RNA of Doryrhamphus excisus (bluestripe pipefish), 3011 nucleotides long. It is a transcript of the gene inpp5l, whose product is annotated as inositol polyphosphate-5-phosphatase L. Gene Ontology annotation, molecular function: inositol-polyphosphate 5-phosphatase activity. Lineage: Eukaryota; Metazoa; Chordata; Actinopteri; Syngnathiformes; Syngnathidae. Gene Ontology annotation, biological process: phosphatidylinositol dephosphorylation. The record is from RefSeq and is a predicted model, not a curated record.
UUGCUACAUAACGCUCCAUUCAAAGCCUUUUAGUAAAAUAAAAUUGCUACUUCCUGUUUUAGUUCUGUGGCGAGUUUGUGGUAAAUUGUAAAUGGUGCGUUCAAGUGUUUUCUUUUCGAAAGCAUGUCGAGGUUACUAAUGUUAUUUACAGAAUCAAGUAUGUUUGCUUCUGUACACUCUUGUCUGGUCGUAAAAUAAGUCUUUAGAAUGUGUAAUCUAAUGACGACCAUUCUCUUCGCUUAUGUGAUGCGAAGACGCCUUGAAGACUUCAUUCAUAGCACAUAAUGGGCGGAGCACCGACGGUCAUUAACACUUGGUACUGCUUCCUAUAGCUGUUAGGAACAAGCUGGCCAGUAUAAGUCUACCAAAGCUGUUAGUAAGAUUACUUGGGAAGACUUUAAUAUUUACACAAGAAGAAUAGUGUGUGAUUUGCUGCUUCUCCACUCGAUGAUGGCCCUGGGUACCCUUGCUGCAUAUUACGAGCUGAUACAACUGCCCGCCAUCAGCAGACAAGUUGGACCUGAAGCCGCACAGGAUCUUUACUGUGAUGAUGGUUUAUUUUAAGAGCUAACAACCGUGGUUCUCACAAUAAGCCUUUCUAAGCUGCCGAGGAAGUCGCUCAACGGCCUGAUCGCGGAGGAGAUUUUCAAGUGUGUGUUUUGUAGUAACUGGACCAUGGAGACACAAACCAAUGUGCUUCUUAUCACCGCCAACGUCGGGUCACUCUUCGACAACGUGGGUGAAAUUCAAAACGAAUGGCUUCAGGAGCUAUACAAGACCAUCUGCAGAUACCAGCCGCAGUUCAUCGCCCUGCACUUUCAGGAGGUGGGAGGGAAAGAGUACAUGGUCAACAUGGGGCAUGCAGAAAAAUUCUUUUGGAGUAUAGAGACCAGUCAAGAACUGAAAGACUUCGACAGGCGUUGUAUCUAUGUGGACAACCAGUUCCAAGCAGAAGAGAGCUUCACGGCAUUGGGCAGCAUGUAUUUCAUCCACAAGACAUUGAAGAACAUCCGCCAGUAUGACUUCAGUGUUAAGGAUUUUAAAGCAGUGUCGGGACUGAACAAGUACGUGGGCUCUCUGGAUGGGGUCAACACUGUGGAAAAAGAAAAAUUCCCAAAGAAUUUCUGGCCUGAUUUCAAGUGGUCCAGGAAGGGCUUCAUGAGGACCCGCUGGAUCAUCCACAACCGAGGGUUGGACCUGGUCAACGUCCACCUGUUUCAUGAUGCCUCCAACCUCAUUGCCUGCAACUCCAGUCCGUCCAUUUACUCUGCCAACCGCAAAAAUGCACUGCAAUACGUCAUCAACAGUAUAUCAGACAACUGCUACACUUCAAUGCCUUUCUUCUUGUUUGGAGAUUUUAACUUCCGUUUGGACACGCUGAGUCUGGUUCAGCAUCUUUCUACCUCGGCGGACAUCCAGACCAUAAAGAAGGACAGCACGAAUGAAGUGCAGAAAAUAAUCUGUGAAGAUGACCACCAGGUGCUUCUACUGAUCGAGGACAAGCUCUUUGCCUACCUGCACCAGGCUGUGUUCAGAGAAGACAAUGGCAAAGCGCUACUUAAAUACGACAAAGAAGUCACAGCUUUUCACGAUGUCGUUAGAGAAGAGGAAAUCCAGUUUCCACCAAGCUACCCCUACAGUGAAGAAUACACUAAACCAACCCAGUACAUGAACACUCGCUGUCCUGCAUGGUGUGAUCGCAUUCUAAUGUCACACACUGCGCAACAAUUGAUCCACAGUGGGGCUGAUGGAGAGAGGAGUGUAAUAUACGACACAGUGGGUCCUAACGUUUGUAUGGGAGAUCAUAAGCCUGUUUUCUUGUUCUUUGCAUUGAAGACAAAUGAACAUUGACUUGGGAUCUUCUCAGUGAUAAACCAUGCAGGAACAACCGGAACGUCCUGAAUUGGUGCAGCAUCAGUCGAAAAAGAAAGAACUGUCACCUCAAAGUAGAAGUUGAUUCAAACUCAGAUCAUCUGAUGCAAAACCCCAACUUAAAACCUUUUCAUCAUUACAGACAAACAAAAGUCCAGUCUUUUUUUUAUUUUUGCUGCACGAUCAAUUACAGCAUAUCAAGACUCUUUUGCCCAAAUGGACACCAAGGUAUCCACUUGAACUCUAAAUACAUUUUAUUAUAGACAGGCAACUUUAUAACAAUAUGUUGAGAACUCAUUUAAUGAGCCACCAGAAAGUGUUUUACUAACCGUUUUUGUGGAUGUCAAUUUGUUUGGCAUUUUAUACUGUCUGCAGUCAUUUAAAAGAUCUUUUACCAUAAUGUUUUCUUUACUGAUGGGGGGUGGUCAUAAUGACAUUAACAUUUAAUUGGGGCAUGAGAAGUAAUGUGGGAGACAAAAAGUGAGUGAAAAAUUUUUUUUGUUUUUUCUGUGUGCUUUUACAUGGGGAAGGGAAGGAGCCUACAGCAGCACCUGCUGCUUGUUGACAAAAGCAAUUUGUCCUUUUGUCUCAGAAAACAGUUUAUACAUGUUUAUUUAUGCCUUUGUGUUAUUGUUAAUAAUCACGCAUUACGAUUUCACACUUUGUUCAGCGCUCCUUCAAUGCACCACAGUUAUAUCCUUUCUCCAACACUGCCACAGCUUAAGAAAUCCAUGCACCAUGACUUGCACCAUGGCAUCCACCAACAUUUUAACGUUGCUUGAAUUCUGGAUGACGUACUUUACCACAAGCAAGGUCGGCUUGGAGGUCAGACACUUUGAAAAUUCAUUUAGAUUUUUUUUGUCUAAUCUGCUGUUAUAAAACUGUUUGGUUAAUAGUUUUUAUAGAAUUUAUUUUAAUGUGAUAUUUAUGACAUCAUUAUAACUACAGAUAAAAUAUUAAGUAUUCAUUGAUGUUCUGGCUGGAAAUGACACACAGAAUGGUAAAAGACUGAGAUAUUGUAUUAAAUAUACUGUAUUUAAAACAAAUAUUUGCCUUUUUCUUUUUUAGCUUUUUAAAAUGAUUCAUGACCCUGACUAUUGUGUAGAAAACACAGCCUGGUAACAACCAAGCACGUUUAA